UUUUCUCCAAGUCAACGCCACGGACUAGCGUUAGUUAUUAAGGUUCUGGAUAAGACAAUGAAGGUAGUUUUUUGAACGAGUUUUAUCGCCAUAUGCGGCAUUUGACGACAACUGAUAACGGGAAUUCCGACGCAUUGCACGUUAAGAUUUAUAGCGCCAAUUCCAGCAGGCGCGUGACUCAAGCCGUACGGUUACCGGGCGGGUGAACUCCGUGAUUCCCACCACGAGCCGGUGCUGGACAAGCCGACCCGCCAACCGGGAGAAGAGCGAGCGGGAAACGCCGUGUUUGUUUGGCUGUUGUUGGUCGGUGGCGCGAGGAGCAAUGCGUGUGUUUCUGCUGGCGGUGCUCCUCUCGUGCUCCUGCGCGCGGGCCGGCUGCGAGCCGAAGAUAGUGAACAUCGGGGCCGUCCUGAGCCAGAAGAGGUACGAGCAGGUCUUCAAAGAAGCCGUGACCUCGGCCAACCAGAUAUACGGCCGGGACAAAUUCAAGCUCACCGCCAUCUCCGUAACGCAUAAACCCAACGCCAUCCAGAUGGCCCUCUCCGUCUGCGAAGAUCUCAUCUCCAGCCAGGUGUAUGCCAUCCUGGUGAGCCACCCGCCCCAGUCCAACGACCACCUGACGCCCACCCCCGUCUCCUACACCGCCGGCUUCUACCGCAUCCCCGUGGUUGGCCUCACCACACGCAUGUCCAUCUACUCUGACAAGAGCAUCCAUCUGUCCUUCCUUCGGACGGUGCCCCCGUACUCCCACCAGGCCCACGUGUGGUUCGACAUGAUGCGGGAGUUUCGCUGGAACCACAUCAUCCUCAUCGUCAGCGACGACCACGAGGGGAGGGCUGCCCAGAAGAGACUGGAGACCCUUCUGGAGGAGAGGGAGACCAAGGCAGAGAAAGUCCUCCAGUUCAGCCAGGAGACUAACUUAACGGCCCUGCUGUUGGAGGCCAAGGAGCUGGAGGCCCGCGUCAUCAUCCUCUCCGCCAGUGAGGAGGACGCGGCGGCGGUCUACAAAGCCGCGCGUCUCCUCAACAUGACGGGCUCCGGCUACGUUUGGCUGGUGGGCGAACGCGAGAUGUCGGGUAAAGCCCUGAGCGAGGCGCCAGACGGUCUCAUCGGCCUCCAGCUUAUCAACGGGAAGAACGAGUCGGCGCACAUCGCCGACGCGGUGGCGGUGGUGGCUCAGUCCAUCCAGGAGCUGUUUGAGAAGGAGAACAUCACAGAGCCCCCUAGAGGCUGCGUUGGGAACACCAACAUCUGGAAGACGGGGCCGCUGUUUAAACGAGUACUGAUGUCUUCCAAGUACCCAGAAGGCCUCACAGGAAGAGUGGAGUUCAACGACGACGGCGACAGGAAAUACGCUCACUACAGCAUCCUGAACUACCAGAAUCGCCGUCUCAUUCAAGUCGGCAUCUACAAUGGAACGCAGGUGGUGAUGAACAACCAGAGAAAGAUCAUCUGGCCUGGAGGAGAGACAGAGAAACCCAGAGGCUUCCAGAUGUCCACUCGUCUAAAGAUCGUGACCAUCCAUCAGGAGCCCUUUGUGUACGUGAAGCCCACCAGUCUGGACGGCACGUGUAAGGAGGAGAUGACGUUAAACGGGGUGUUAAUUAAAAAGGUGAUCUGCACUGGGCCCAAUGAAACCAUCCCAGGACGCCCAAUCGUACCGCAAUGUUGUUACGGGUUCUGUGUCGACCUGCUGAUCAAGCUGGCGAUGACCAUGAACUUCACCUACGAAGUUCACCUGGUGGCUGAUGGGAAAUUUGGAACGCAAGAGCGGGUGAAUAACAGCAACAAGAAGGAGUGGAACGGCAUGAUGGGGGAGCUGCUGGGCGGGCUGGCAGACAUGAUCGUGGCCCCGCUCACCAUCAACAACGAAAGGGCCCAGUACAUAGAGUUCUCAAAGCCCUUCAAAUACCAGGGCCUCACCAUCCUUGUUAAAAAGGAAAUACCGCGCAGUACGCUGGACUCGUUCAUGCAGCCGUUCCAGAGCACACUGUGGCUACUGGUGGGUCUGUCGGUGCAUGUGGUGGCGGUGAUGCUUUACCUACUAGACCGGUUCAGCCCGUUUGGAAGGUUUAAAGUGAAUAGUGAAGAGGAAGAAGAAGACGCCCUCACCUUAUCGUCUGCCAUGUGGUUCUCCUGGGGAGUGUUGCUGAAUUCUGGAAUAGGAGAAGGAGCACCGAGGAGCUUCUCAGCGAGAAUCCUUGGUAUGGUGUGGGCCGGAUUUGCCAUGAUAAUAGUGGCUUCCUAUACUGCCAACCUGGCUGCCUUCCUGGUGCUGGACCGGCCUGAGGAGCGCAUCACCGGCAUCAAUGACCCGAGACUGAGGAACCCCUCGGAUAAGUUCAUCUACGCCACGGUGAAGCAGAGCUCUGUGGACAUCUAUUUCCGGCGGCAGGUGGAGCUUAGUACCAUGUACCGCCACAUGGAGAAGCACAACUAUGAGAGUGCCGCCGAGGCCAUCCAGGCCGUGCGUGACAACAAGCUGCAUGCUUUCAUCUGGGACUCAGCGGUGCUGGAGUUCGAGGCCUCGCAGAAGUGCGACCUGGUGACGACGGGGGAGCUGUUCUUCCGUUCGGGCUUUGGCAUAGGCAUGCGAAAGGACAGCCCCUGGAAACAGAAUGUGUCCCUGGCCAUUCUCAGUUCUCAUGAGAACGGCUUCAUGGAGGACCUUGAUAAAACCUGGGUGAGGUACCAGGAGUGUGACUCAAGGAGCAAUGCACCAGCCACACUGACCUUUGAAAACAUGGCAGGGGUCUUCAUGCUGGUGGCUGGCGGGAUUGCUGCAGGGAUCUUCCUAAUCUUCAUUGAAAUUGCCUACAAGCGUCAUAAAGAUGCCCGCAGGAAGCAGAUGCAGCUCGCCUUUGCGGCAGUCAAUGUAUGGAGGAAGAACCUGCAGCAGUAUCCCCCGACCGACAUCACUGGGCAGCUCAACCUGUCGGACCCUUCGGUCAGCACAGUGGUGUAGCCAAGGAGAGAGAGAGAGAGAGGGACUUUCACUCCCUGGAGAGAGAGGAAGAGAGAGAGACAUUCGCUCCCUGGAGAGAGAGAGAGAUGUACGAUGGAGAAGAUGACGAGGAUGACGAAGAGGA
This is a messenger RNA of Gadus chalcogrammus (walleye pollock), 3089 nucleotides long. It is a transcript of the gene grin1a, whose product is annotated as glutamate receptor, ionotropic, N-methyl D-aspartate 1a. The coding region runs from base 323 to 2965 and encodes 880 amino acids. Gene Ontology annotation, molecular function: NMDA glutamate receptor activity. The transcript is spliced from 19 exons. The record is from RefSeq and is a predicted model, not a curated record. Gene Ontology annotation, biological process: chemical synaptic transmission; ionotropic glutamate receptor signaling pathway; monoatomic ion transport. Lineage: Eukaryota; Metazoa; Chordata; Actinopteri; Gadiformes; Gadidae. Gene Ontology annotation, cellular component: plasma membrane; NMDA selective glutamate receptor complex; neuron projection.